UCAUCAAAAAAGCCGUUUAUUCAUUUGGGCCGCGUAGUCUGGAAUUGAAACAAACCAAAACAGAAAGCCAGAAACGCCGCGUGCAGAGGCUGAAGCAUCCUCCUUAACCUCGCCUUCGCUCUGCAAUGGAUUCCCGGCACGCAUCUCUAGGCCGCCGAACGUUGGAAGAAAUUCGUCAAAAGCGAGCUGCAGAAAGAUUGAACAAAACUUCUUCGGGGCCCGAUCUCAGCCAGAUCCCACCUAUCGAUAAUGGAGGAAUGAGAAAAUCGGAGAGCGCAAAUCGACUCUCUGAGAGCGAUGUUAGUACUUUAGUUUCUCAGAUAAGAGACUUGGAUAGGAAGAAUGCAGAACUGGAAGAACAAAACAAAAAUUUGGCUUCCAUGCUUGAAACAAAGGAAGCCGGGAGUAAUGUGCUGCAGAAACGUUUGAAUGAUCUGGAGCAAAAUACUGUACCGUCUUUGAGGAAAGCUCUCAAGGAUGUCGCAAUGGAGAAAGAUGCAGCAGUUGUUGCACGGGAGGAUCUCUCUGCCCAGCUGCGUAUGCUCAAGAAACGUCUAAAGGAUGCAGAAGAAGAACAGUAUCGAGCCGAGGAAGAUGCAGCAUCCCUGAGAGCUGAACUCUAUAUGAUACAGCAACAAACAAUGAGUGGCUCACUUGGUGCACUAAACUCAAUUGCUAAUCCACCUGAUCAGAUAAAAACAUUAGAAAUUGAGUUGGCUAACAUAAAGUCUGAGUUACAGCGAGAGUCAAUGUUUAGACAGCAAGAACGACAGCAAUUAGCAGAGGAGCAGGCUCGAGCAUCCAUCCUUACAUCUGAGAAGCAAGAAUUGGAAGAAAAACUUGCAGCUUUGUCUAGAAAGUCUUCAGAAGUGUCAGACAAAGUGGCCAGCAAGGGAUUUUCAGUAGAAGACAAGGAGAUACUCGAGAAGCAGAUGCAUGACAUGGCUGUAGUGAUUGAGAAAUUGGAAAGCAGUAGACAAAAGCUUUUAAUGGAGAUUGAUUCCCAAUCUUCGGAGAUAGAAAGGCUUUUUGAGGAAAACUCUAAUUUAUCUAGUUCUCUUCAGGAGGCUAUGAGUAUAGCUCUGCACUGGGAGAAUCAGGUGAAAGACUGUCUUAAGCAAAAUGAAGAGCUCCGAGGAAUCUUAGAUAAGUUAAGAACUGACCAGGCCAAGGGGUUGCUUGACUCCCAUCAUAAUGGCUCUAACAAGACUGGUUUAGCUGAAUAUACACCUGAAGUUCUCUCUAUCAAGGAUCAACUUGCAAAAGAACAGAGCAAAGCAGAGGCAUUAUCAGCUGAGGUCUUACAGCUCUCAGCAAGACUCCAACAAACCACUCAAGCAUACAAUGGGCUUGCACGCCUUUAUAAACCGGUGUUGCGAAACAUAGAAAGCAGUCUCAUUAAGAUGAAACAAGAUGGCCCUGUUACAGUGCGGUAAAUACAAAACUCUUGCACUACCCGUUUACAGAAAGUUGGUGGAAUUAGCACAUUUUUAUUCUUUAAUUUUCGUAAUUGUGCUCGGCAUCCUUCAUGUACCAAAAUGUUCACUAGCCAAAACAAGGUAUCGAGAUCUUCUCUGAAUAGCUUUAUGUAGACUGAUUGUUACAGAAAUAUAGUGAGAAAUGAAAGAUCUCUUUUACAUUUUUGUUGGAGGAGAAA
Molecule: messenger RNA, 1657 nt
Organism: Rosa chinensis
Lineage: Eukaryota; Viridiplantae; Streptophyta; Magnoliopsida; Rosales; Rosaceae
Product: cilia- and flagella-associated protein 157
Exons: 15
Coding region: 126-1436 (436 amino acids)
Source: RefSeq, a predicted model, not a curated record